Kluyveromyces lactis is the source of this 516-nucleotide messenger RNA. RefSeq lists its product as uncharacterized. The record is from RefSeq and is a predicted model, not a curated record. NCBI's taxonomy places the organism in Eukaryota, Fungi, Ascomycota, Saccharomycetes, Saccharomycetales, Saccharomycetaceae. The coding region runs from base 1 to 516 and encodes 171 amino acids. The transcript has a single exon.
AUGAAGUUAACUUCCGUUGUUGCUGCUUUCUUUGCCGUUUCUGUUGUUGCUGCUCAGCAAGAGAACAGUGAAACUACCACUACAACCACCAACACUCAUAGAUACGGUAGAUUCGACAAGACUUCUCCUUCUUCUACCCCUACGUCUACUGGUACCCACAGAUACGGUAGAUUCAACAAGACAGCUCCUUCUUCUUCCCCUACAUCUACUGGUACUCAUAGAUACGGUAGAUUCAACAAGACAGCUCCAUCUUCUUCCCCUACAUCUACUGGUACUCACAGAUACGGUAGAUUCAACAAGACAGCUCCAUCUUCUUCCCCUACAUCUACUGGUACUCAUAGAUACGGUAGAUUCAACAAGACAGCUCCUUCUUCUUCCCCUACAUCUACCGGUACUCACAGAUACGGUAGAUUCGAUAAGACUAACAACAGGGAAGCUGAAACUGCUAACGAUGCUGACUUGGUUAAAUUUUCCAGCUCUUUCUUGGUUGCUGGUAUCGCUGCCUACUUGUUAUAA